AGGCAUUGUUGUCGAACCAGUACUGCAAUGAGGUGACAAUAAUACGGUGUUCAAAAAUGUCAACAUGGAACAGAGGACAGAUCGACCAUAUGUAAUACAAUUUAUAGAUAAACCGCCUAUAAGGCGGAUGUCCUUACCCAAUUCGGUCUACAUUGAUAUACCAGGAACUCAUAACAGCCAACAGACACAUCCUACAAGUCAGAAUAGCUCCAUAUGGUUAGCAGAUUCAAACAACUCUGGCCGCGAACUUAAUCAAAAUUAUGUCGAGGAAACAAUUUUCUACGACCAGUUUGAAGAUAGACGGAUAGACGUCUCAAAAACUGCCAUAUCAAAUGCAGUCUUCUCCCGGCCAGCACCGCCUGUACCUUCGAUUCCAAGAUACACCCCACCAGUGGAAUACAACACUCAACCGGAUGACGGGUUUCCCCUCCCGCCACUCCCAGUUAUGGACAUCCCGGAUCCACCACCAGCAUAUACUGAGAUUGACGAGCAGAGGGAUAGAAAUACUGCACCAGUGAGGCCUGUGUUCAGAGGCCACCAGUUGUCAGGGGGUGUUCCAAGGAAGUUGAUCACGUGCCCCUUUUGCCGCACGAGGGUCUACACGAUUGUGAUAAGAGAAUCUGGAGUUCUAACUCAUGUUAUUGCUGCUAUUGUAUUUUUUAUUUGCCUGCCCAUCAUCUUCUGCAUCUACCUCACCGACUUUUGCAAGUACAAGAACCACUACUGUCCCAAUUGCAACAGCAUGAUAGGAUAUGAAAUACCGCUGCUGUGUACUGAUAUGGCAUAUACCAGAACUUGUGUUAUACACAAUCAUGGAAGUUGAUAUUGGAAAAAGUAUGGAUUAUUGUUAAAAAUGUUGUGUAUAUAUUAUGUUUAUUAAACAUAAUUUAUAUCGUA
Pieris brassicae (large cabbage white) is the source of this 897-nucleotide messenger RNA. Its product is annotated as lipopolysaccharide-induced tumor necrosis factor-alpha factor homolog. The coding region runs from base 65 to 823 and encodes 252 amino acids. The record is from RefSeq and is a predicted model, not a curated record. NCBI's taxonomy places the organism in Eukaryota, Metazoa, Arthropoda, Insecta, Lepidoptera, Pieridae. Gene Ontology annotation, molecular function: zinc ion binding. The transcript is spliced from 7 exons.